Ruditapes philippinarum (Manila clam) is the source of this 2070-nucleotide messenger RNA. RefSeq names its product pantetheinase-like. Bases 226 to 1719 code for a protein of 497 amino acids. Lineage: Eukaryota; Metazoa; Mollusca; Bivalvia; Venerida; Veneridae. The record is from RefSeq and is a predicted model, not a curated record. The transcript is spliced from 2 exons.
UCCAGUUCACCUUUAACGCCUUUCAACAUCCACACACUGUAACAGUGAAGCUUUCGUGAAUACAUCACGUAUUUAAAAUGUAGCUCACGUUCUUUACAAUGAUGUAAUACGUUUAACGUAAAAAACCGUAACGGUUUAACGUCGACGAGCUUGAAAACGACAUUUAUUUGGGAAAAUAUUGAAAAUUAGAUGGUCUCCUGGACUUGAUGGUAGGACAUUGUAAAAAUGAUAAGAAGUUUAAAUUUUUGCAUCCUGUGUACUUGUGUUCUUUUAAUGAACUAUGUAUCAUCGCAGAAGACAUACCGGGCCGCUGUGUAUGAACAUAAGGUGAUAUUUCCAUGGCCCUGGGCAUCGAACCGACCAAUGGCACUAGCCCAGAUGAUGGUCAACAUGAAGACUUUCCACGCAAAGGCGCAUAUGGCCGGCAAACAAGGUGUAGACAUCAUGGUGUUCGGAGAAGACAGUUUGUACGGGUAUCAUAUGAGAUAUCGUCACGUGAUCAAGCACUAUCUAGAGCCAAUACCUGACCCAACCGUUAUCAUGUGGAACCCGUGCAAUGAGCCGAUGCGUUUCCCGCAAGACGAAAUCCAAGUUGAGCUUAGCUGUAUGGCAAAAAGGAACAAAAUGUACAUAGUCGCUAACAUGGGCGACAUACAACUUUGUGAGCCGGGUGAUCCGCGAUGCCCUAAAGAGGGUUGGUACCAGUACAAUACCAAUGUCGCUUACGACAAAGAAGGAAACUUCAUAGCAAGAUACCACAAACAGAAUCGCUACCUUGAACCUCAGUUCAACUCCCCUGCCCACCCUCAACACGUGUAUUUUGACACAAAGUUUGGCAGGUUCGGCCUAGUUAUAUGUAAUGACAUUAUAUUUUAUGACCCUAUUGUCGAGUUAAUAAGAGAGUACAAUGUUACAGAUAUAAUUUUCCCGACCGCCUGGCCCGAAGCAUUACCUCUCUAUUCCUCCAUAGGUUUUGUGUCGUCAUUUGCCGUCGGACACAACGUUAACGUCCUACACGCUAAUAUACGGGAUCCACAUAACCGUGACGUGUUUGUAUACGGGAGCGGCCUCUAUACCCCAGUGGGUCCUGUUAAAUACGUGUACGAUCCUAUUUCACCUACUGGUAUUCUUAUAAUAGGAGAUGUUCCAAUAAAUGUGAAAUUGCCCGAGAAAAUCCCGUGCGACGUGAAUCCACUGAUGUUCGGACAUCCUAAUAUGAAAGCUGUGGCAUUGCCCGAAUUUAAAGCCGAAAUAUUCAAAGACUGGUACAACUUUGUACGCGUAAAGGGCACAGAGGGGACUGUCACCGUAUGCCAGGACGGAUUUUGUUGCUAUCUGAACUAUAAAAAGGCUCAAAGUUACGAAACGUACGCGUUCGGUGUGUUCAGUGGGAUACAGACAGCAUAUAAACCGAUGUUUAAACAAGUCUGCAUCUUGUUAAAAUGCAAAACCAAAAACCCGUUGAGUUGCGGACAGUACGUGUUAAACGCUCACACGCAUUUCUCCCAUUUUCAUAUCAAAGGAAGCUUUUCGUCACCCUUUAUCCAGCCGCAGAUUGUGCUAUCGGGACCAGGGUACCAGCUCGACCUGCCACCUAUCGGAGGAUUUAAAUAUGACGCCACUGGACUGACAGGGUCGGCUACCAAAAAGCCACUGAUACACGCUGCGUUGAUUGGUCGUGUGUAUAGAAAAGAUUGCAUGACAUGUGGAGUUUACUAAGGGAUAAAAUUCGCGGACAUUAAACCAUGGUGCUGGGUGUUGCCUUCUUUGAGUUCUAAUGUUUGGUUCUUUACAAAUUCAUCAUAUAAUUGAAAUUGAAACAAGAUCGGUUUUAAAAAUUUCAUUGAUGCUUCUUAGUGAACAAAUCACAAAUCCUUUUUGGGUUGAAAAUCAGAAUUAAUUUCAAAACCUAUAUCUGUUGUUUCAACAUUUUUAAAGCAAAGAAAACGUAGAUCAUUUUAUUUAAUUUGGUACAUGUAUCUGAAAAAUAACUUAUACUGUUAGUUGAAAAAAAUAGUUUUCGUAGCGACUUUUUAAAAUCCAAUAACAACAUUUAAAAUCAAAUAAAAA